GGGUGGGGUGGGCGGGGCGGGGCGGCGGGACGGGCAGGCGGCAGUAUGCCUGCGGUCCGGCCGUGCACCAUGCCGAGCGGCGAUGGCGGGCCGGCUUAAGGCCAUGGGCCGGGCGCUGGAGGACCUGAGCCGGGACUCCGGCUACGGCGGCACCGCCGACUCGCUGCACUCGUCCAGCCUGUCGCUGAGCUCGGAGGCCGCGGCGGCCGCCGCCCAGGAGGCCGGGCCCGGGGACGAGGAGGCGGAGGCGGCGGGCGGGCUGGAGUGCGGCCGGCUGCCCGAGCUGGACGCGCCGCCCUGGGACACGCAGCAGCUGCGGGCCGUGCUGAGCCGCGAGCACCCGCCGGGCCGCUGGCCGCACCGCUCGCUGCUCCGCCUGUCCCGCCUGCUCGGCCGGCCGCUGCUCCGCCUGGCCCGCGAGGCCCAGCGCCUGAGCCGCCGCUUCGGCCGCUGCGGCGGCGCCGAGCUCCGCAGCGCCCUGCGCAUCGUGCUGCCCUGGCCGCUCGCCCGCCGCUGCUGCUCGGCCGGCCUGGCCGCCCUCUCGCUCCACAGCAUGGGCAGCGCCCGCGGCUUCGGCCUCGGCACCUCGGCGCGCUGCGGCCUCCGCCUCUCCGUCGGCCGCUUCUUCCGCUGGAUGCUCGACGGCCGCCUGGCCCCGCGCCUCCACCCGCACGCCGCCGUCUACCUGGCCGCCGCCAUCGAGAGCCUGCUGCUGGAGCUGGCCGCCCGCCUCGGCCCCGACCCCGGGGCCCCCGUCACCCCGCAGCACAUCGACCGCUCCCUCAGCAGCCAGCCCGACCUGCGCGGCCUCUGCCAGCAGCACCGGCACCUCGACUGCGCCCGCACCGCUCGUGGGAUCCUCACCCUGCCUGAAACCCUGGAGCUGAACACACACAGGAACAAGUCUGGGGGUACUCUGCUGUACAGCCAGUCUGAGCUGCGAACCAUGGAACAGUCGUUGCUGGUUACUCGUGUGGGAAGCAUCGCUGAGCUCAGUGAGCUGGUUUCUCGGGCAAUGCAUCAUCUGCAGACUCUGAGCUGGGUAGACUGCGGCGAGGCUGUGUCACUGCAUUACAAACAGGGGCCACUGCACUGGGAGACUGAAGCACUCUACACCCUGUGCUACUUCAUGCACUCUGCACAGCUGGAAUGGGAGAACCCCAACGUGGAGCCGUCUAAAGUCAGCCUGAGCACAGAGAGGCCGUUCCUGGUCCUGCCCCCCCUGAUGGAGUGGAUACGAGUGGCCGUGGCUCAUGCUGAGCAUCGCAGGAGCUUUUCCGUUGACAGUGAUGACGUUCGUCAAGCUUCCCGAGUUCUGCUUCCUGGAGUCGAUUGUGAACCUCGCCAGUUAAAAGCCGAUGACUGUUCGUGUGCCUCGCUGAAACUGGACGCAGCAGCAACGGAGGCCAAGUUCCGUCAGGGUCUGGGAUUCCGCAUGUUGAACUGUGGCCGGACAGACCUGGUCAGCCAAGCCGUCCGUUUACUGGGGUCUGAUGGCAUCAACACUCGGAGUGAGCAGGGUCUGAGUCCACUGAUGUACGCCUGUGCCCGUGGAGAUGAGGCUAUGGUGCAGAUGUUGCUUGACGCUGGAGCAGAUGUGAACUGUGAGGUUCCCAGCCCAUCCCACAAGUACCCAUCCAUCCCGCCGGAUACUCGUCAUUGGACAGCCCUCACACUUGCCGUCUUGCACGGACACGUGGCCAUUGUUCAGCUGCUGCUGGACGCUGGAGCCAAUGUGGAAGGGUCCCUUGGAGCAGGGGGUGAGAAUUACUCCGAGACCCCCCUACAGCUGGCGUCUGCAUCUGGUGAUCUGGAGCUGGUCAGUGUCCUCCUGGAGAGAGGAGCUGAUCCGAUGAUGGGCACCGUGUCUAGGAACGGAAUCACCACCACUCCCCACGGUGACAUGAGUGCAUUCAGCCAGGCUGCUGCACACGGCCACAGGAGCGUGUUCCGGAAGCUGCUGGCGCACUCAGAGGAGGAGAUGAGGAAUGUAGUGUCGCUGGAGGAGAUCCUGGCCGAGGGGAGGGAGCUCCCGGCCGAGGAGAGGAGACACGCGGGGUCUGUGCCCACCUCUGCCUCUCCCAGUCACAGCAGCAGGGUGCGGCUCAGCGUGCUGAAGGAGGCCAUGUACUACAGCGCCGAGCACGGCUUCCUGGAUGUCAGCAUGGACUGUCGGGGCCUCGGGGUUCCGUGGAGCCUGCACUCCUGGUUCCUGUCACUGGAGACGGCGUUCCUGCAGCACCGGAGGCCGGUGAUCCAGUGCCUGCUGAGGGAGUUCGGCACCAUUAAGGAGGAGGAUUUCAGUGAACAGCUCCUCCUGCAGGGUCUACCCCUCCUGUUCAACAUCCUGAAAGCCAGCAAGAAUGAAGCAAUCAGUCAGCAGUUGGCAGCAAUUUUCGCUCAGUGCUACGGCCCAUACCCAAUCCCCAAGUUCACAGAAAUCAAACGGAAGCAAAUUUCUCGGUUGGAUCCACACUUCCUGAAUAACAAGGAAAUGUCCGACGUCACCUUCCUGGUGGAAGGGAAGCCAUUUUAUGCUCAUCGUGUGCUCCUGUUCACUGCCUCACCAAGGUUUAAGAUGCUGCUGUCGAGCCGAAUGCCCUCCGACAACCCCUGCAGUAUUUUUAUUGAAAUCAGCCACAUCAAGUACAACAUAUUUAAGAUGGUGAUGCAGUACCUGUACUACGGAGGGACAGAAACCCUGCAGAUUCGAAGCAGCGACAUUCUGGAGCUGAUGUCAGCCGCACACUUCUUCCAGCUGGAAGCUCUGCAGCGACACUGUGAGCUGGUCUGCACCAGGACCAUCAGCGUCGAGAACUCUGUGGAAGUGUACAACCACGCCAAGUUCCUCGGAGCCGCUCACCUCUCCGCGUUCUGUGAAGGGUACUUCCUGAAGAACAUGGUCUCUCUAAUGGAGAAUGAGGCGUUCAAACAGUUACUGUACUCCUCUACAGAGGAGUCCCAGGGACACCAAGUGCUGCACGAUUUAGAGACGGCAUUAGCAACCAGGAUCCAGUCGAUUCACCUCUCCUCCUCCAAGGGAUCCAUUGUGUGACCACUGAGUGUCGGCAGGUGUCGACCCUGGUUCACUUGGGCAGUGUGGUGGAGGGAGAGUCACCGACUGUCUCCGUGUACAAACUCGUAAUGACCUCUGUUUCUCAUCGUCCCAGUGGAUGGUUCGACCCUUGGCUCAUCACGUUGUCAGCUCUGGGGAAGGGAGAGACAGGCCCAGGGGCUGAGGCUGCCUCAGUGUGGGGCUGUUUGUGUUGGGUCAGGGCAGUGCCGGUGUCUCCGGGCAGGGUGAAGCCCCUCUGGGCAUGGGGUGGGGUCCCCUCCUUCAGCAGUGGAGGAGAUAUUAGUGUCUCCUUCACGGGGGCUGGGAACCGUGGCCAUUGUUGUACGUUGGUGCCCAGGGUUGAUGGUCUCAGUAUGUCAGGCACUGCGGCUGAUGCUUGCCAGAAAAGCCCAGAACACCCGUCCGCAGCAUCAAGUCAUCCAACCGAUCCUCUCCCUGCACUCGGGGUGCAGCGUUCCCACCGGUGAACACGGCCCCACCAGUGAACGAGUUCCCACCGGUGAACGCGGCCCCACCAGUGAACGAGUUCCCACCGGUGAACACAGCCCUAGCGGUGAACACGGCCCACCUUGCCCCCAUUGGCUGAGUGUCAGAGUUUACAGUUCGGGAUUAUCAGUACGGACUGGUUUGUUUUUACUGACCAGAUAAUUUGGAAAGUAGAGAAAAAUCCCUCGAUACGGUAACCACAUCUCCACAGUGUUGCAUUGAAUGGAAUCAAAUGCACAUACGUGUAGUUACCAAAAGUGGCGGAGAGAGAGGAAACUCGUCCUGUCAUUGAUAGGAGUGACCGUAAGUAGGUACAUCAGCCCUUUGGAUUUAAUAACAUUUUGGGAGCUCGUUCAUACCCAGGUGGGUCCAUGAGUUGGGUGUUUGUAACCCUGGGACGGCCUGUAUACAGGGGUAUAUUUGUCAGUGUGGAGGUCCCCCUCUCCAGGAGCUGGGGUCAGUUAUUGAAUCUUAAACUAUGCAAAAUUAUAGAAUGCAUCUGAUCUUGGGAUAUAACAAAAUAUAUCGAUAUAUUUCUUUAAUAUUCCUUAUAUAAGUAUUUGUGAUAUUACAAAAAUGUUUGAGCUGUGUUUGACUGAGAUACAAGUUGUGUUAUUGGAACAGACAGCAAUGGUGGUGUGGACACAACCUGCUUAUUGCAAAGUUUACACCAUUUCAUUCUGAUUCUUGUUAAAACCAUUACAGCAGCUAAAGCAGCUCAAAGAUUAUUUAUUUAAAAUUUAUUCACACUGUAGAAAGCAGCAAUAUCUGAGAAGUGACUAUAUUUUGAUAGAUUGAAGUUAUAGCUUCUAAAAUAGAUUAGAAAGAUGAAUCUUUUUAUAUAAAGCUGGUUUAAUGAA
This is a messenger RNA of Pristis pectinata (smalltooth sawfish), 4422 nucleotides long. RefSeq names its product BTB (POZ) domain containing 11b (gene abtb3b). Gene Ontology annotation, cellular component: nucleosome. Gene Ontology annotation, molecular function: protein heterodimerization activity; DNA binding; structural constituent of chromatin. The coding region runs from base 83 to 3055 and encodes 990 amino acids. The record is from RefSeq and is a predicted model, not a curated record. NCBI's taxonomy places the organism in Eukaryota, Metazoa, Chordata, Chondrichthyes, Rhinopristiformes, Pristidae. The transcript has 17 exons.